Aspergillus welwitschiae is the source of this 2828-nucleotide messenger RNA. RefSeq names its product MutS family protein MSH5. Gene Ontology annotation, cellular component: nucleus. Gene Ontology annotation, molecular function: ATP-dependent DNA damage sensor activity; ATP binding; mismatched DNA binding. Bases 66 to 2828 code for a protein of 920 amino acids. The transcript has 16 exons. Gene Ontology annotation, biological process: mismatch repair; chiasma assembly. NCBI's taxonomy places the organism in Eukaryota, Fungi, Ascomycota, Eurotiomycetes, Eurotiales, Aspergillaceae. The record is from RefSeq and is a predicted model, not a curated record.
CUCGGCUCAUAGGACGCGCCUCUUAGCAGGCACUUGCUCAAUCUGACAACAACCAUCCAUGCGUUAUGGAGCCACAAACGAAGAGAAAGCGUACGACAUAUCCCUCACACGUCGAGUCUUUCAAUACCUGGUCCAACCAUGACGACCUUCUCCAAUCGAGGUUUUCAAGCAACUUGCCGCCCACUUCGCAAAAAACACUAAGAGCAAGAGCAUCUACCUCCAACGAUACUGAGCUUUAUCGAUCUGGAAGUGGUCUGUUUGAGCACACCGUCGAUGACGAACUUGAACAAGUUGUAGUGGCAGUGGAUGUGAGAGAUUCGGGUACCGUCGGCUGUUCCUAUUAUUCUGCGUUGGAAGAGAAGCUAUACCUCCUAGGCGAUCUACGCUAUUCCACUAAAGAGAUUAUCGACAGUUUGAUCCUCCAGACGAAGCCUACAGUACUCUUGAUAUCUCCUCGUGUGGAUCCAAACAACCUCCAAGAAAGACCGUGGCCUGAACGAAAUAGCGAUACACUCUCCUAUGUGCCCUACCAACUCGAAGUCCGUCCAUCGCAAGAAUUCAACUUUUCCAACGCAAAAACCAGAUUGAUUGCUUUGGAUAUAUCCUCAAGGCAUGAGCAUCGCAUUAAGUUCUUAGUGCCACACAGUGGGUUUGUUGAUGGGGAACAAUUGGAUGCCGAGAAUCUGGACCUCACUUUGCAGGAAGGCAAGCUUUUGAAUGUGUACGGUUCCGUCGAUAUGGAAAACAGUGUGACGAUUGGAUGCGCCGGUGUCAUUCUCGCUUAUUUACAAAGGCGUCGGGCGUCCAUGUCGAUAUCCAACGAUAGAGCCUCGGGAAUCCUCAGAGUAUCAUCUGUGGAAAUGUUCGCUCUAACUGGAACUAUGUUUGUCAACGGCAGAACCUUACUUUCGCUCCAAAUUAUGGAGUCCGAAUCCCACCCCAGUAUGGUGAAUCAUGGGCCAGGAAGGAAAUCUACUUCAUCAAAAGAAGGGCUAUCGGUUUAUGGCCUGUUCCAGCGCUUUGCAUGUACACCCCAAGGAAGGAACCAACUGAAGCAGAUGUUCCUUCGUCCGAGCGUGGAACUUGACGUUAUCAACGAGCGGCAUUCCUUCAUUGGUGUGUAUCUUAGGACUGACAAUUUUAAUCCUUUCGACAAAAUGGUCAAAGGCUUGAAGCAUAUUAAGAACCUCCAUUAUGUGAUGAUUAAUCUUCGAAAGGGCAUCAGUACCGGAAGCGGGAAGAUUAUGGGUUUCAAGGCGACUGUGUGGGCUACUUUGCUGGCCUUUGCCUUUUAUGGCAUCGACAUUUACGACGCUUUGCGAGAGACUUCGGGUGGGACUAACCUAGCUUUACAUAGCAAGGCGCUCCGUGCUUUUGAGGCAGCUCAACUGUACAAAAAGGUCGACAUUGAUAGCUCUGAGGAACAAGGCAGAACGGUUGUGAAGCCUGGAAUAGACAGGGACUUAGAUCGGAUCAAAGACAGAUAUGACGGCCUGAACAGCCUUUUGAAGCAGGUUGCGAUAGAGAUAGCAACUACCAUCCCCGAGAGUUACGAUAUAGAUGUCAAUGUCGUUUACUUCCCGCAACUCGGCUUCAACAUUGCAAUCCCACUGAAUAAUGCGGGAGACGCCGCUUACAGAGGCGCCGAAAAUGAGUGGGAGCUUAUGUUUUUCACAGAAAACAGAGCUUAUUUAAAGGACUUCAGGAUGAGGGAGAUGGAUGACAAAUUAGGUGACAUCUACGGGAUAAUCUGUGAGAGGGAGAUUGAGAUUGUUUACGACCUUGCACAAAGGGUACUGCAGUAUGAAAAAGUCCUUUUGGAGGCAUCAGAUAUAUGUGGGCAAAUAGACAGUCUACUUGCAAUGGCUCAUGCAGCUAGCUCCUACAAGUUGGUGCGACCUAAGAUGGUGCAGGAAGAUGUUAUCAAGAUCAAGGGUGGCAGACAUAUCCUACAAGAGCUGACAGUCUCGUCUUAUGUGCCCAAUGAUACCUAUCUAAUUGGCAGAAGGACACAGAGAGAGUCGUUGGAACCAAUCUGCUCAACACUCAAGCCAUACGAGAAUGAGUGUGAACCAAGCAUGCUACUACUUACAGGACCGAAUUACUCUGGGAAGAGCGUUUACAUGAAGCAGCAUAAUAGCUUUGUCCCAGCUGAAAGCGCAGAACUUGGGAUCAUCGACAAAAUCCUGGUCAAGUCGAACACUCAAGAUAGCGUCUCCCAAAUACAAAGUACCUUCAUGAACGAUCUGCAGCAGCUAUCAUUUGACCUGAAGCAGGUAACCGGCCAUAGUCUGCUGUUGAUAGAUGAGUUCGGUAACGGCACCAAUGAGAAUGAUGGAAUCGGACUGGCAUGCGGAGUCCUCGAGAACAUACUAAACCGUGAAGAUGCUCCCAAAGUCAUAGCUGCAACGCAUUUUCAUGAGAUUCUCGCAAACGAGUACCUCAAACCCAGGCAGCAGUUACAGCUCGGCCACAUGGAAGUCCGAGUGCAUGAAGAACCCGGUGAAGCUGAAGAUCAAAUUACUUAUCUUUAUAAUUUCCGCACAGGACGAAGCGAUCAAAGCUUUGGAACAAUAUGCGCUGCAAUGAACGGAAUCAGCCAGACUAUCGUCGAUCGAGCAAACGAAAUUGCCGCACUAUCUGCCCGUGGUGAAAAUCUGAUUGCCGCUUGCGCUGUGCUUUCGACUCAAGAGACGCAGGCUCUGGAAGAUGCAGACAGAUUAGCGAGAGAGUUCCUGUCGUUGGAUCUUUCUGAGGCUUGUGAUGUUACUAAGUUGGUGAGGGAUAGGCUGGAGAGAAUGUUCGAUGGUUCUGGUGCGGGUCCUUGA